AUGAGUGUCGACCCCGUCAUUCUCGAGGACACCUUUACGGUAAACGGUGUGAACACCGAAGGCACAGUGUAUCUUCGAGUGUCGCGUAUUCGCUGUGUUAAUCAGGAUGGCUCUCUCACAAUAACGUCGGACAUCAACUCCGAGGAGUUCCCUGUUGCCACAAACGAUCGUCUGACGAUUGUGCUGGCCAACUCUCUUGAACUGGGGGGCAAGACGGGCAGCAAGUACUACGACCACAGUGUUUAUCACCGCGAGACGCGACUGAACGACUGUGACUACGCCAUGCACGGCCGCGUCUACGGGCAUGAGGUGGUUGAGAACGGCUUAGAGGUGAAUGUGCACAUUAGCUGCGGUGGCUUACUAGUGAAUAUUAUCGGCAAGCCGCAGGGGCUGCGAGAUGUGCACUACAACAGCGACGUGUACAUCCUGAUUAAGCGCGUCAAGAACUGA
Messenger RNA from Leishmania braziliensis MHOM/BR/75/M2904, 450 nucleotides. Its product is annotated as putative RNA polymerase B subunit RPB8. Bases 1 to 450 code for a protein of 149 amino acids. NCBI's taxonomy places the organism in Eukaryota, Euglenozoa, Kinetoplastea, Trypanosomatida, Trypanosomatidae. The transcript has a single exon. Gene Ontology annotation, biological process: DNA-templated transcription. Gene Ontology annotation, molecular function: DNA-directed RNA polymerase activity. The record is from RefSeq and is a predicted model, not a curated record. Gene Ontology annotation, cellular component: RNA polymerase III complex; RNA polymerase I complex; RNA polymerase II, core complex.